Molecule: messenger RNA, 1620 nt
Organism: Symbiodinium natans
Lineage: Eukaryota; Dinophyceae; Suessiales; Symbiodiniaceae
Source: the annotation of a GenBank genome assembly
AUGCCGGAAGUUCCUAUGGGCCACCACAGACGCCGCCUUCACACGCGGCGGGUUGCGGGGGCGCUGGGUGGUGUGCUGAUCUUCCAGGGCAAGGCUGCCGGGGUUGUGCAGCUUUCGCAGCUCCCGCGCAUGCCGUACAGGCCGAUGUCAGGCGUGCAUCGAUGGAGCAGGGGAUGCAACUUCAGAGGUGUUUGGUCUCAUCGCCAGGGGAGUGUGGCAUGCAAUGGUCUCCGACAAGGCUUCAAACGGCUUCUUCAACGGAAGACACCGAGCAUUGGGAGUACAGACAUAGAGGGCAAGGUGCACUCGGAUUUCUUCGACCGGACGGCCUGGCCCCCACCGCCACCAUACCUCCAGGCAAAAGUCAACGAGAGUGAAACGCUGCGUAUCUCGGACAUACUCGAAGAGGAAACGGAGGAGAAAGAAGAGAAAGUGCCUGCCAGAACCGAUGGCUUCAUGCGUGAGCGUCAAUUCUGGCGAUGGACGGGCGCCUUGGGCUGGUCCCUGAAUUUCAUCCUCCUCUGCUGGGCGCUGUUUCUACGCAAAGCCGGGCUCGUCAGCCAGGGCCAACCUGAGGAAGGAUUGGAUGUCGACUUAGAACCGGCUCAGAGUCUCAAGAUGGACUCCACCACCUAUGCCGACCUUGUGGCAAGUCAGUUGCAAGAGGAAAGAUACGUUACGGAGUCCAACAAUGCCUUGGGAACCAUCCUGGCAGGGCUGGGCUCCAAGCUGGAGUCUCUGCGCUCGGGCGCAGAGAGGCUCCUGAGACCAGAUGAGGAGCGCUCCGACGAUGUUGUGCUGUCAAAGCUGAUCGGUGACCUGCAAGCUGGAAUUGAGGACCAGCUCGAAAUUCUUGGCAAUAAGGAUGCCGAAGUUUUGCAGAAGCUGCAGCAAAAGCCGGAGAUACUGCGGCAGCUUGCAGACGAGCCGUUGCCGUCAAUUGAGCGCCCAAACAAUGGACUGCUCCUUGAGGAGUGGCCGCAGUUUGUCGAGCAGUCCCUGGGCCCCAUCGUGGUGAUCCUUGGAUCGUCCUUCCUGGUCGCCGUGCUCUCCCGACAAUUCCUACGAGUGGUGACUGAAUGGAGGCGCAGUCGAGAAGAAUCGAAAGCUGAGCGGAUGCGCAAGAUUCAGAAGCGCCGCUUUCAGGCCUUCACGGGCGUUUUCAAUGGUGCGUUGGAGAAUCUGGCGAAGGGUCAGUUCACUCAGGCGGCCAAAAGCUUCGACCAAGUAGCGAACUUUGCGAACCGUUGGGCGUCAGAACCGACAUGGGAGGAGCUCCUGCGGGCCGAAGUUGCUGCAUUCUGGGAGCGCUGGGGGCCACAGGCAUACAGGCUGGAGGCCAACAUUGGCGACUUCACUGGCGUGCCACAAUCAUCGACCUCAGAGCAGUUUAAGUGGGUGGCUGACAGGUGGUUCACCUCCGCCAAGUCAGUGGUCAAAGACUUCGCCUUCGAUGCGGUGAAAGCCUGGGGAGAGGUGCCACCGCAGCCUCACGCAAGUUCUGAUGCGGAUGUUCCAAAGCAGGAAGCCUCGCGUGCUGCCGAUGCCGCCCGUCGUGCGACACAGAUGGGUAGCAAGGUGCCUGACCUUAGUCCUGGCUCGGCCAAGAGACUGUCAUAG